Molecule: messenger RNA, 687 nt
Organism: Paramecium pentaurelia
Lineage: Eukaryota; Ciliophora; Oligohymenophorea; Peniculida; Parameciidae
Source: the annotation of a GenBank genome assembly
AUGCUUUAUAAUUUUGAUUUUCCAUAACAACAAAGUCCUGUAUAGUAAAUUAAUUAAUCAUAGUAAAAUAAUAAAACUUAGAAGAAUGUUUCAACUUAAAAAUCUCUAAGUCAAAUUUCAAUUUUAGAACUUCAACAAACUAAUGAUAUUAAACACAAAUUAUUACCUCUUUUGAAUAAUAAACUUAAAUAAAGAAAUUCAAUCAAACUUGGUGCUUAAAGUCCUAGAUUGAUGUAAUUCAAAAGUGACAAUUCACUCGAUGUUCAAAACAAAAGAGCUACUCGUAGAUAAUUACCUUCUAUAUAUUUGAAACAAAAUAAUAAUAUUAUGAAACCAACUUAUUCACAAGAUAAGUUGAGCUUAAGUCCUCAGAAAUAAGAUUUAAAUCAAAUAAGCAAACGAAUUCUUACUGAUUGUGCAGAUAUCUAUCCAUCAGAUAGAUUAAGUCUCAGAAAACUUAAUGAAUUACUCAAUAGUCAUAAUAUAAAAAUUCCUUAGCGUACUACAACAUAACAUUUUCCUGAAGUUUAAGAACUUUAAGAUCUGCCUAAAUAAAUUGAAUAUAUUUUCAAGAAAAAUAAUAUCAAUCCAAUAAAAAUGAAAGCCAAUUUACAAUUUUAUAGUCCAAGAGAGUAGAAAAACACAACUUAAUCAAUUGAUUCUUUAAUUAAAUUGUUAAAAAAAUGA